AAAAAAAAAAAAAAAAAAAAAAUAUGCAGUUUCACGUCACCCGAAAAUGGUCUGGGUUUCAAAAAUAAUGUUUUUUUUUUUUGGGAGUGAGGAUAAAGGAGCAAGGGAAGAGUCAAAAAUAGAGAGGUUGUAGAAUCAGCAAGAUCUGCAAGCAUUGAGUCAUAGACAAAGGGCCAUGGUGUAAAGAAAGAAAACGGGAAGCAAUAUAUUUUUAAUCAAAAUGCAAUAAAAUUUUAAACAGGCGACACAAUUAAAAAAAAAGAGUUCAGAAAUUAGCUCAUAUCCCCCGUUUUCCCCUUUUUUCAUUCCCUUUCUCCAUCAGUUUUUUUGUAAUUGUUCAAUGAAUACAAGAAAGGAAUCACCUUUUUAUGAGUAUGAGCUGCUAGAACAAGUGGGAGACGGCUCUUUUGGCUCAGUACAUAAAGCAAGAAGAAGCAAAACAAACGAACUCGUGGCUAUCAAAAUUAUGAAGAAAAAGUUUAACAGUUAUUCAGAGUGUACCUCACAGAAAGAGUACAAGACCUUGAAAAAAAUGUCCAGUCAUCCGAAUAUUGUUCAAUUAUAUGAAACUUUUCUUAGUCCAUCAACAAAGGAGUUUUAUUUUAUUAUGGAAUAUAUGGAUGGCGGUAAUCUAUAUCAGUUUAUUAAUGACCACAAAGAAGCAAAUCAAAUCAUCCAACCCAAGGAGAUCAAAUCUAUUUUAUUUCAGAUUUUAUCAGCUUUAAAUCAUAUUCAUCAUGUCGAAUCUAUAUUUCAUAGAGACAUGAAGCCAGAAAAUUUGCUAAUUACACAAAACCUUGUAGUAAAAUUAGCUGAUUUCGGUUUGGCUACUGACAUCAAAAAAUUAACUCGUCCUUGUACUGAUUAUGUGAGCACAAGAUGGUAUAGAGCACCAGAAGUCUUGCUGAAAUCUUCAAAUUAUUCAUAUCCAAUCGAUCUAUGGGCUGUGGGUGCUAUUUUUGCUGAAUUAGUCACUUUGAAUCCUCUCUUUCCAGGUCAAUCUGAAAUUGAUCAGUUAUUUAGAAUUUGUAAAGUACUCGGUACCCCAUCUACAACUGCAAAGAAGACUUAUUCUAUUCUACAACCAAACUUUAUUAAUUCAAAAUCAAACACAAACCCUUUAACUCCCGUCACUUCCUAUAUUGGUAUUGGUGGUGAAUGGAAAGACGGUGUCAAACUAGCCCAUAAAAUGGGUUUUGAAUUUCCGAAGAUUUUCCCUAAAAUAGAUUCAUUAUCUAUGGUGUUACAGCCAAAUUCUAUUUCAUCUGAAGGUAUUGAUUUACUAUCCAAAUUAUUACAAUUUGAUCCAUGUAAAAGAAUUACUUCAUCCAAUGCAUUAUCACAUCCAUUCUUCAUGCCUUCACUCGCCAUCAAUACCACACCUGUUUCUUUUGAUUUACCCACUAUACCUCUAUCCCCAUUUCAACUCUUGGAAGAAGAAUAUUCUCAAUGGGAUCUACUGACUCAACCUUCUCUGACUCGCACCACAAGUUUUCCAAAUAUCUUGCUCGAGUCGUCGUAUGAAGACCCUUCCAUCAAACGAUCCAUUUCAGAUCUAUCCAUACCAAAUCUCCCUCAACCACCCUCAGCCAUCAAAAAGACGACACAUAGACUAAGUCUUUGGGCAAAGAAACAUAUCAUCGUUUAAAAUUUUAAUAAAUAAAUAAAAAAGCAUUUUGAGUUAUUCCCUGUAAA
This is a messenger RNA of Mucor mucedo, 1695 nucleotides long. RefSeq names its product kinase-like domain-containing protein. Gene Ontology annotation, biological process: protein phosphorylation; intracellular signal transduction. Gene Ontology annotation, molecular function: ATP binding; protein serine/threonine kinase activity. Gene Ontology annotation, cellular component: nucleus; cytoplasm. The transcript is spliced from 3 exons. NCBI's taxonomy places the organism in Eukaryota, Fungi, Mucoromycota, Mucoromycetes, Mucorales, Mucoraceae. Bases 341 to 1648 code for a protein of 435 amino acids. The record is from RefSeq and is a predicted model, not a curated record.